UCUUGCUGCCACGUGCUUCACGAGCGCACGCCCCGCGCUACGCCGGCCGGUCUGCGAAUUCAAAUUUCUGUCAAUCGAAUUUCAAAUUCGUGACCAAAAAUUAUUUUCCACCCCCGCAAUCUUCCUUCGCGCUCAGUAAUUAUGUUUCUUUUUUCUGGAUAUUUUUACGUGACAUUCCAUUAGUAUGUAACAGUUUUUGUGUUAUUUUAUAAGCAUAGCAAAGUGGACAUUGGAGUGGACGUCCCGGAGAAUAAAUAAUAAGGCUCAUAAAGGACGCUUAGGAGUUUGAGUAACGGAGAAGCUUAACGAGGACGAGGGAGAAGUCGAUUUAAAAUGCGAAGGAAGUGGAUGAUGGGAGUGACAAACGGAAGGGCUCUCGGUGGCCCAACGUCUCGAAGAUAAGCGCGGCUCCGGAUGGACGUGGGCGAUCUGUCGAAUGCGCCAGGAUUGGCUGCCAGUGGAGCAGCCGUUCUCGGUCCCGGUGGCUUCGCGCCCACUACUUCUGGAUUUACUUCCAUCAAUAUCAAUAACAAUAACAAUAACAUUAAUAAUAACAAUAACAGUAACAAUAAUAAUAAUAGUAGCAGUACUCAAAUCGGGGGCAGCUUACACCCGAAUGCUGGAUGGUGGACUCCAAGCUCGACGCUCGUUACGGCCCCCGCAAACGCCGACGUGAUGAAUCAGUUGUGCCGAGUCUGCGGCGAGCCGGCGGCAGGUUUCCACUUCGGAGCAUUCACAUGUGAGGGUUGUAAGUCAUUUUUCGGGCGAACCUACAACAAUCUGGGCAGCAUAUCCGAGUGCAAAAAUGGCGGAGUCUGCGUGAUAAACAAAAAAAAUCGCACGGCGUGCAAAGCAUGUCGUUUGCGCAAGUGUCUGAUGGUCGGGAUGUCGAAAUCUGGAUCCCGGUACGGGCGGCGCUCUAAUUGGUUCAAAAUCCACUGUCUCCUGCAGGAACAGUCGCACCAGGCGCAGCAACGGCUCAAAGACUCAACCAAGUUACCUUUUGACAAAGUCCUGACUUCGUUGGAUGCUGCCAAUAAUAACAACAACAACAACAGCAGCAGCAACAACAACAGCACGAAUUUUGCAGCAGCCUCAGGUCAGGGGAUACCUGACCGCAAAGAAGAUCCAAUUCUGUCACCAAGGCUACCCCCGCGUCCUGAUUUGCUGCCCCAUGAUCUGCUGAGACCCGAAAUAACCCGGUUUCCAUUGUGGCGAGGCCCUCCCUUCUUCCACCCCCUCUCACCGAUGCAGCUUCUCAACACACCGUUCUUUCCGUUCCAACAACGCUUCAUGGUCCCUUACAUCAACAGUCAAGUGAACCAGCAGGUCCCCGUCACGAGCUUGUCCAGCUCCUCAAGCGAAAGCGUCUCGCCGCGAUCCACCCCUUCCCCAAAAGGGUUCCUGCACCUCGAAAAGUCUGAAACGAGCAGCCCUCCAAUAGGAGGCGACAAGAGCCUCGCCUUUCUGAAAUCUCUUGGCCCAGAGCAAGAAGAGCCGAUGGACCUGAGCAGGAAAAGUGCGGAUGUUAAAGAUCUGAUAGACGAUAGCUGUGAUUCUGAUGAUAGCGUUGAAGAAAAACCUGAAAUUGCUGAUAAUGUGGAAGAUAGAGUUGAAAACGAUGCUAAUCCACCUCUAGAUCUUAGUUGGAAGACAUGACAUCUAAUUAUUAAAUAUUCUUGGUAUAAACAAUUGAAUUUAAUGAGUUUCUAUUUAAAAAAUAAACAAAAAGUGACUUUACAACAAAACUCAUUUCAGUAUUUAAGAGGCACUGUGUGUUGUAAAUUGUGAUCAGUUGUUCGAUAAAAUGGCCGCCAGUGUAACCAAAAUGGCAGACUCAAGUGAUUUAAAUGAAUUGGUGGUAAAAAUAGUAUUUUCCACAAAAAACAAUAAUUGUAAGAUAAAUAUUAUCUGGUAAUUUUGUAUUGUAUAUGCUCAAGUGUUUAUAAUUAAUGUCUAGGAAACGAGGCCAGUGUGUAAAUAAUAAAAUGUUUAAUAAAUAAUAUUUAAAUGAU
Molecule: messenger RNA, 2015 nt
Organism: Microplitis demolitor
Lineage: Eukaryota; Metazoa; Arthropoda; Insecta; Hymenoptera; Braconidae
Product: nuclear receptor subfamily 6 group A member 1
Exons: 4
Coding region: 415-1659 (414 amino acids)
Biological process (GO): regulation of DNA-templated transcription
Molecular function (GO): zinc ion binding; sequence-specific DNA binding; DNA-binding transcription factor activity
Source: RefSeq, a predicted model, not a curated record